UGUUAUCUUAUAGUAAUGCCAUUUCGCUUUUCAACACAUUUUGUUCUAGUCCAAAGUUUCUCCACCUCUUGAGUUCUCUAAUUCUCUCUUUGUUUCCUGGGAAUUCUGAUCAAAUCGUUAAUGGCAAGGAGGAGUAACAAGAACAUACAAGCCAAGCUGGUACUUCUUGGGGACAUGGGAACAGGGAAAACAAGCUUGGUUUUGAGAUUCGUCAAAGGCCAAUUUUCUGAUUAUCAGGAAUCCACAAUUGGAGCCGCCUUCUUCACUCAGGUUUUGUCUCUAAACGAGGCCACCAUUAAGUUUGAUAUAUGGGACACAGCAGGUCAGGAGAGAUACCAUAGUUUGGCUCCUAUGUACUAUCGUGGUGCCGCAGCUGCCGUUGUGGUCUACGAUAUUACGAGCUCGGAGUCCUUUGAGCGUGCAAAAAAAUGGGUUCAGGAACUGCAAAGACGAGGAAAUCUGAAUUUGAUAACGUUCUUGGUAGCAAACAAGGUUGACUUGGAAGAGAAGAGAAAAGUGGGAAAUGAGGAAGGUGAGCUAUAUGCAAAAGAAAAUGGCAUGAGUUUCCUCGAAACAUCCGCAAAGACUGCACAGAAUGUCAACGAACUCUUUUACGAAAUAGCAAAGAGGUUGGCAAAAGCUACUCCUUCUCGUACGACUGGAAUAAAAUUGCAUAUCCAACCGCAAGAAAGCGGAAGAAGGCUCUUCUGUUGCUCCUGAUGACAUGAAGGUUUGCUGUAUACAUGUCACCGAAACUGAAGAUUAAGCUGUUAUCUAGUGGAAUUUGCUUCGAUGAAUAUCGGCUGUAUGUAUACUGUUGAAACACAAAACAGCUUUUGUCUCUCUUUUUUUCCAACUUUAUUGUCAAUUUCAAGUGCCGUCAUUUUAUGUUAGGAGAUGAUCAUGGAACUCCGAAUGAAUAAAGGUUCGCU
Molecule: messenger RNA, 932 nt
Organism: Hibiscus syriacus
Lineage: Eukaryota; Viridiplantae; Streptophyta; Magnoliopsida; Malvales; Malvaceae
Product: ras-related protein Rab5-like
Exons: 8
Coding region: 121-720 (199 amino acids)
Molecular function (GO): GTP binding; GTPase activity
Source: RefSeq, a predicted model, not a curated record